Molecule: messenger RNA, 1566 nt
Organism: Dryobates pubescens (Downy woodpecker)
Lineage: Eukaryota; Metazoa; Chordata; Aves; Piciformes; Picidae
Gene: POU3F1
Product: POU class 3 homeobox 1
Exons: 1
Coding region: 1-1119 (372 amino acids)
Biological process (GO): regulation of transcription by RNA polymerase II; brain development
Cellular component (GO): nucleus
Molecular function (GO): RNA polymerase II cis-regulatory region sequence-specific DNA binding; DNA-binding transcription factor activity, RNA polymerase II-specific
Source: RefSeq, a predicted model, not a curated record
AUGGCCGCCACCGCGCAGUACCUGCCGCGCAGCGCCGCGCUGAUGCACCCCGACGGGGACCGGCUGCACCAGGGCACCACGUACCGCGAGGUGCAGAAGAUGAUGCACCACGAGUACCUGCAGGGGCUGGCCCCCGCCGCCGGGCACGCCGUCGGGCUGGCGCACCACCAGUGGCUGCCCAGCGCCGGCACGGACUGGGGCAGCGGCGGGGGCGGCGGCGGCGGCGCGCACCUCCCGCCUGCCGAGCACGCCAAGGGCGGCCCGCCGGGGCCCCGCGAGGAGCUGUCCGCCGCUGCCUUCCAUCACCGCCCGCAUCUGGUGCACCAGCCGGCGGCGGGCGGCGCGGCGGGCGGCUGGGCGCAGGGCGGCGCGCACCACCUGCCGCCGAUGUCGCCGCCGUCGGGGCAGCCGCUACUCUACGCGCAGCCCUAUGCGGGCCUCAACGGGAUGCUGGGGCCGCCGGCGCCUGCACUGCACCACGGGCUGCGCGACCCGCUGGGCGCGGAGGAGGCGGGAGCCCACGAGCUAGCGGCCUCGCCGCCGCCGCUGGGGCCGCCCGAGCCGUCGGACGAGGACGCGCCCAGCUCCGACGACCUGGAGCAGUUCGCCAAGCAGUUCAAGCAGCGGCGGAUCAAGCUGGGCUUCACGCAGGCCGAUGUGGGGCUGGCGCUGGGCACCCUCUACGGGAACGUCUUCUCGCAGACGACCAUCUGCCGGUUCGAGGCGCUGCAGCUGAGCUUCAAGAACAUGUGCAAGCUGAAGCCGCUGCUCAACAAGUGGCUGGAGGAGACGGACUCCAGCACGGGCAGCCCCACCAACCUGGACAAGAUCGCGGCGCAGGGCCGGAAGCGCAAGAAGCGCACCUCCAUCGAGGUGGGCGUCAAAGGCGCCCUGGAGAACCACUUCCUCAAGUGCCCCAAGCCCUCGGCGCACGAGAUCACCUCCCUGGCGGACUCCCUGCAGCUGGAGAAGGAGGUGGUGCGGGUCUGGUUCUGCAAUCGGCGGCAGAAGGAGAAGCGCAUGACGCCGGCCGGGGUCCCGCAUCCGCCUAUGGAGGACGUUUACGCACAGGCGGACACAUCGCCGCUGCACCACGCGCUGCCCGGCGCCGUGCAGUGACUUCCCGGCCCCGACGGCGGCGGAGUGGCCGCGGGCGGCGGGAGCCGCGCUUUAAUUUAUUCCUCAGACUGGCCCGGCCGCGCAGCUCAGCCGCGGCCGCUCCGCGCUGUAUUUAUUCGCCCGACACGGGCUCCCUGCGCGCCGGAGCCGCCCGCGGCCGCAGCAGCAGUAGCCAAAGGUUUGCGAUCUCUAAUUUAUUCCCCCCAUCCCGGCCCGGCCCCGCUCCGCCCGGCCCGGCCCGGGGGACGCCUCGGUACCAUUUCCCGGCCCGUUUCUAUUUAUUUUCUAACCGUGCGCGGAGCUCUGUCCCCCCGUGGGUGGGUUGGGUCCGGUCCAUCCCCUUGGGUUUCGGUUUUUGUUUGUAUCUUUAUUGCAAAACCACUGUAGACUGCGAGGGUACGUUUCUAUUUAUGUUAUAGUAAAUAUUUUAUUACUUGCAUAAACCAU